CUCUGUGUUACGGGAUCAGGUGGUUCUGGCUGUGCGUCAGGAGUACGUGCCUCUGGGAGAGCAGCCCCUGACCCUCAGAGACGGGGACGAGGUGGCCGUUAUACCGCCCCUCAGUGGAGGCUAAAGACAUUAAUAAGGUAUGGCUGCAGACGGGGGUCAGGAUCUAAUUACACUCACUGUUGACAAGCUCUCUGCUGAUCGUGUUUCUGAAUCUGUUACGUGUCCCUCCUGUGGCGCUGUGUCUCUGUUUAUUGGGACUACCAGAGAUCAUUUUGAGGGGAAGAAAGUGAUCCGGCUUGAAUAUGAGGCGUACAGUCCAAUGGCAGAGUCCGAGCUUAGGAAGAUCUGCAGUGAGGUCCGGACCAAGUGGCCCAGCGUCAGACACAUUAACAUACAGCAUAGACUCGGUGUGGUUCCUGUAACGGAAGCUAGUGUUAUAAUUGGGAUCUCAUCACCACACAGAAAGGAUUCCCUGGAGGCGGUGAAGUACUGCAUCGACACACUCAAAGCUACUGUGCCAAUCUGGAAAAAGGAAAUAUACGAGUCUGGGGAGCCGUGCUGGAAAGAGAACAAGGAGUGUUUGUGGGGGGAUACUGGGAAAGAUCCUAAACAAAGCUGAACUGUUAAAUAGCAAAUGAGCUACAGUAAAUCUCACGAGGCAUCAAGAGGUUUUUAUUGGAAAAAUACAAAGCUCAAAGUUUUCCUGUAACACCUGAUGAAACAACGAUUUGAAAAAAAAAGAAGAGCAUAUUCUACUCUUCUCUUGAAUAAAAAGUCUUUAAAAAAGUACCAGUGCAAAAACAUCAUGUAAACAUUAAGGGAAAUCUUUGUCGUUUAUGUUGUCUUUGAUUAGACGGGUCUCAAAGAUUUCCUUGAAACGUCACAUGACGACAUCAGUAGAAGUUAAACCCUGAAUUCAUGUAGCAAUUUACUAAAACUUUCAUAUACAUGCAAAUAUGUUGGAGAUUUCAGAAUAUUUGACUACAUCAUUUAAUGCUUAGAUCAUUAAAGCAGUCAACUAGUUUGAAAUGUCAUUAUACAUUUGUGCAUAAAAAUAAGCUCUGUUUAAUGUUUAUAAAUGGCAAGUUAGUAAUAAGAAACAAUGCAGAAAACACGUAUGUUUAAUUAACAUCUUAAAAGUUAACAUCUUUAAUGUUAAGUUUUUAAAGUGUUUCUUAUUACUAACUUGAUUCAUUUGUGCAAGUAGUCACAAUCAUUUGUUUUCUCAUGCAGUGUUAGUCCAUUUCCCUGAUGUGUUGCAUACAGUGGCACUGCUUCAUUUCUACAUUGUGUGGACAACAGUGGCACAGUAGAAUUUACAAAAAGCCUGCUUUGCCAGUGCAUUGCUGCUUUGGUCAUAAAAAAAUGUUUGAGUUUGUAAUUUGGUAUUGCAGAGAUGAUCUCACUACGAUUUUGUGAAGGCUUCUUUUCACUGAUACUGUAUAAUUUGGAACGUAUGCCUAGUAUUCUUUAAAAUUUGUGGGAAAAGUUUGGGA
Carassius auratus (goldfish) is the source of this 1496-nucleotide messenger RNA. RefSeq names its product molybdopterin synthase catalytic subunit. Gene Ontology annotation, cellular component: cytosol; molybdopterin synthase complex. The transcript is spliced from 5 exons. Gene Ontology annotation, molecular function: molybdopterin synthase activity. NCBI's taxonomy places the organism in Eukaryota, Metazoa, Chordata, Actinopteri, Cypriniformes, Cyprinidae. Bases 140 to 619 code for a protein of 159 amino acids. The record is from RefSeq and is a predicted model, not a curated record. Gene Ontology annotation, biological process: Mo-molybdopterin cofactor biosynthetic process.